GUGCCCUUGAACCUCAAUUUCAUAUCAGUGCACCGUCUAUUCUUAUGGCCUUUUGACUGAAAGUACAUGCAUUCAUUGGAGCAACAUUCGAGUGCUUGUUCCUUUCAUAAACCCCUGAUUCACAAGUUCUCAAUUCACAUUGAUGGGCUGUUUGAUUAUGCAAUGGGGCAUUGGGGCUACAGCCACCUGUAUUAUAUAAGCGCACCAGUUCCAAGUCUGAAACCAAGUGCCAAGUCUGAAUUAUUGUCUAGCAAGGAAUGCUACCUGCUGCCACAUCACUCGUCAACUUACUGCCUACAGCAAUACUGGAAGCAAAUCAUACGCGCCGCAAAUGCUUUUUCAGGCGGUGCGAUGCGUCGAUCUCUAUCGAGGCGGUUUCUUUUCCGAGUCCGUGUGUUUGUGGUGAACUGCUCCGUCGUAUGGCUGCAAUGCUAUGCAAAAAUUUUGCUCGGUUGCUUGCUUUCGCACCUGGAGUUCUUGAAGAAUUCUGUACAGGUAAAUCUAAACAUCCUCUGAAGACCAAGACCAAGGGGUUUCGUAGCAAAAGCUCCAUCAGGAUUCAGGAAUCAGGACUGGAAGCCGCCAGUUGCGGGGACGUGAAAUCGGCGUCUCGUCAAUCCUACGGCCGCUCCGCUCUUCCCUUUUCCCGUGCUUGCACUCCAAAAACGCAAAAACCGCUUUCUUUUGCUUCCGUCCCUUUCCAUUCGUCCUCCCUCCGCCUCUCUCGCCAUCCGCCGCGGCGCCAACCGAGUCGAUCCCCCCUCCCGCCCCCGCCGCCAUGGGCCUCCUCUCGAACAGGAAUAUAUGUGGGCGAUGAUAAGGUGAUCCAUUUUACUAGAGGAAGGGGCCAGGAGGUCGGAACAGGAACUUUCAUUGACCUCCUCCUUAUGAGCUCUGGUCCUAAUACAAACACUCCAUGUUCAAUAUGCAACAAUGAAGGUGCCACCACCAAUACGGAGACAAAUGGUGUGGUAUCCUCUUGCCUCAACUGCUUCCUGUCAGGGGGCGCCCUCUACCGUUUCGAGUAUGCUGUCAACCCAGCACUUUUCCUUGCCAAAGCGCGAGGAGGGACGUGCACGCUUGCCCCAACUGAUCCAGAUGAGGUUGUUGUGCGCCGUGCCAAUCACUUGCUCAGCAAUGGUUUCAGGUGCUACAACCUGUUCAAGAGCAACUGUGAGGACUUCGCGAUAUACUGCAAGACAGGCCUCCUUGUGGCAGAGCAAGGUGUCGUCGGGCAGAGUGGGCAGGCCAUCUCCAUCAUCGGUGGACCUCUUGCUGCGGUGAUUUCAACCCCAUUCCGCCUAGUAACCACGAAUAUCUAUGGAAUGGCGGUGAUGGCAGUUGGGGUGUAUUGCGCCAGCAGGUACGCAGCUGACAUUGGCAACCGGCGAGAUGUGCUGAAAGUGGAAGUGGAGGACCUGACUGCUGGGCUGGCGAGUGGCAGGAUUCGUGCCGUGGAGAACAUCAGUCAGUUGGUUGCUCCGGCAGAAGCCCAAGGUCUGGCCGUAACCGCACCUGUUGCUGCUUAAAGUGCACCACUGAGAUCUAUACAUUACUCCAGACCUUCUGCUGCUAAAUUUAUGGAUGUUUCGUUGUCAAAUAUCAGCUGAAAUUGUGUACCAGAGUGAGCCUCCCAUUCAGCAAUAGCUGUACAAACAAUGAAAAAACUUAUACGCCCGUUUCUGCCAUCAACUGUUAUGUGUGGCUUAUCUACUGUUGUAUAAAUUAUGAACAUGGAAGUGUGGUGCUUGUCGAUUUGCAACUCAAGAUUGUGACA
Oryza sativa Japonica Group (Japanese rice) is the source of this 1777-nucleotide messenger RNA. Its product is annotated as protein LEAD-SENSITIVE 1. Lineage: Eukaryota; Viridiplantae; Streptophyta; Magnoliopsida; Poales; Poaceae. The record is from RefSeq and is a predicted model, not a curated record.